AUAUGCAACAUAUUUGGUGCAUUAAAGUCAUGCCUGAGCUUAAAGAACUACUCAAUCUUGGUUGAAUAAAACGUGAAACUUGGUUCCUGCAAUAGUAGAAAUUCAAGUCAGUGAGUACUUCACUGCGAAAAUUAAAAUAGACGUAUUGGGUUACAACUAACCAUCUCUUAAAUGUCAUGCAAAUCGCGUCAUUCGACACCGCUAUCACUAAAAUGCUUUCUUACACAGCAAACCAGUUAUCAACAACGCUACUGCUGGCUUUGAGUGAAGAUUGAUUUGUACAAACAUGCGUAGGAUACCGAGUGAGUAGUUAUACCUUACGAUUACCUUCCUUAAAAGAGCUGAAGUACUUUUAUCUUCUACCAAAAGAGAGAGGAAUCGGCUGAAUAUUCUUAUUUGUGGGCAAUCGCUCGCAAACGUGCUCUAGACAAACAUGAUUCGUUACAUUCUCGGAAAUAGCAGACGUUUUUUUCUCGCUACUAUGAUCCUCUUAAGUAUAGUUAUGUUCAUAAUGAUGUCAAGCGUUCGUUUCUAUCCAAAAAGAAGACAGAAUCCUUUUGAAGAACACAGUGUGUUUAAAGAAGUUCAGGCGCUGUUAGAACAGGGCAACCUGAAGCCAACUGUAGGUCUACCACCACAUUUUAAUAAGAUAGAUUCGUACGCUAUCUUCGUACCAGCAACGCUUCCAGCGACAGCUUCUAUUUACGAUAUACCUAGCGUUCCUUCGGACUAUACAGACUAUGAUUUGGAAUAUUUAGAUAAAGGUGUAGUGGAAAAUGCUGACUUUGAGAGACCAUUAAAGGGAGGCCUUUGUAGUGUGCCGUUCGACUACGGUGACAUGUGUCCUCAAAGCUACACAGAGCUUGGUGGAUAUUGUGAAUAUAAACCUGAUAAGACAGGUUUUAAUUGUCCUGAUAUUCGAGCAAAAGGCACCUUGGAAACUCGGCAAUGUCAGCUCAUUACUACAAGAAUGUUGAGAAUUUUUGAUUUGAUUGCUCGAGAACAUAAAUUACGAUAUUGGCUGCAUGGCGGAACUUUGCUUGGAGCUGCAAGACACAAAGGGAAUAUACCUUGGGAUACAGACAUUGAUAUCAAAAUGCCUCUAGAAGACUAUAUAAGAUUUUUCAAGACGGUAUACAAAAAGCUUCCUGACGAUAUUUUCUUCCAAAACUCGGAGUCCGACCCUCCUUUGAGACCGUCAAACUACAGGAAGAAGAGACACAAGAUCGUUGGGAUGUAUGAACCAAGUUAUAACCCAAGACUACGGGACCGCAGUAGUUGUUACAAGUAUUGCAUUAAGAACGGAUGCUCGUGGCAUGAUGGCAUGAUGAUUGAUAUUUUCGUAGCGGAUGGCAGCCUUAGUGGAAUCUUUCCUCUCAAAGAAAUGGAGUUCGAGGGAUUCAAAUUUCCUGUUCCCAACAACUGGAGAAAGCAGCUUGUGAGUAAAUACGGUAAAGCUUUCAUGAAACUGCCCAAAAAAACAACCCAGAGAAAACCAGUUGAUUUCCCUGAUACUGUACUUAGCUGUGAUGAUAUUAAACUGAAAAUGGAACAAGAAUCGCGUAUAGCGGAGUAGACCUACUUCCUGCAAGGGAAGACCACUAAGGUCACACAGCUUUAUUCCCGUGCAUAUGGGUUACGCAUUGCGUUCAACGAAAUGUUAUGAUGGACUAAAAAAUAUUUACUUGACCUUUAUAGCGUGCUGUCAUGAGUGUUAGCCGAACUUAAUGUCCAUAAACAAACAAUACUAACCACGUCAAUGGAUUUAUAAAUACAGAAUAUAGAGCUUCCUAGCUUUGAAUUGAAGCUUUGAAUUUUGUAUUUUAGUUCGACAUCAAUUCUCUAGACUAAAGUAGAACACUGGCUGACAAGUAGAUUCUGUUUGAUGGAGUGCAAUUGCAACAGAAUCACUCACACCACGUGCAGAAAAAAAGAUACACAAGAUUGUUCUUUUUGUGUACUUCAAAAGAUGACACAAACACAAACAUCUUCUUAAAGACAUCAACCAUGCAGUUUUAGUUCGAUUAUACUUGUCAAACACAGCUGAAAAGCAGUUAGAAUAUAUUUAGAAUUGCUCCAAAACUGAACAGUACGACUUUUGAUUUUUGUUUAGUAAAGAAGGAGUUCUCUUUUCGGCCAUUCAUUUGAAAAGGAAACAAAAACUUCAAGCAUGUUCUAACCAGGGGAAAAAACUAAGAUAAUAUGUAUGCUGUAUCAUCUAUA
Actinia tenebrosa (Australian red waratah sea anemone) is the source of this 2223-nucleotide messenger RNA. RefSeq lists its product as uncharacterized. The record is from RefSeq and is a predicted model, not a curated record. Lineage: Eukaryota; Metazoa; Cnidaria; Anthozoa; Actiniaria; Actiniidae.